CAGUGGCUGCCUCCAGGUGAUGAUGGCCGUGUGAGUGCCCGCCAUGGCCCACCGGAAGCGUCAGAGCACGGCGAGCAGCAUGUUGGACCACAGAGCUCGGCCGGUCCCUGUCCCCCACAGCCAGGAGCCUGAGAGUGAGGACACAGAGCUGCCCCUGGAGGGGUACGUUCCCACGGGCCUGGAGCUGGCCACCCUGCGGCCAGAGAGCCCCACGCCUGAGGAGCCGGAGUGCCACAACCACAGCCCCGAUGGGGACUCAAGCUCUGACUAUGUGAACAACACGUCAGAGGAGGAGGACUAUGACGAGGGCCUCCCCGAGGAAGAGGAGGGUGUCACCUACUACAUCCGCUACUGCCCCGAGGAUGACAGCUACCUGGAGGGCAUGGACUGCAAUGGCGAGGAGUACCUGGCCCAUGGCGUGCACCACGUGGACACUGAUGAGUGCCAGGAGGCGCUGGAGGAGUGGACGGACUCGGCAGGCCCGCACCCCCACAGCCAUGGGGCCGAAGGCAGCCAGGACUACCCGGACGGCCACCUGCCCAUCCCUGAGGACGAGCCCUCCGUCUUGGAGGCCCAUGGCCAGGAAGAAGGCGGCCACUACUGCCCCAACAAAGAGGGCUACCAGGACUACUACCCCUCGGAGGCCAACGGGAACGCAAGCAGCGCCUCCCCCUACUGCCUGAGGCGCGGGGACGGGGACCUGGAGGACCAGGAGGAGGACAUCGACCAGAUUGUGGCCGAGAUCAAGAUGAGCUUGAGCAUGACCAGCAUCGCCAGUGCCAGCGAGGCCAGUCCUGAGCACAUGCCCACGCAGGGGCCCGAACUGGGGCCUGGGGACUCCAUGGAAGCCUGCCCACCCAGCGAGGCCAGCUGUGCCCCCAGCAGGCACGAGGGAAGGCCCAAGUCACUGAACCUCCCUCCUGAGGCCAAGCACCCUGGAGAGCCACAGAGAGGCUUCAAGGCCAAGAGCAGGACCCCAGAGGAGAGGCCAAAGUGGCCCCAAGAGCAGGUCUGCAAUGGUUUGGAGCAGCCGAGGAAGCAGCAGCGCUCUGAUCUCAAUGGACCCGCUGACAAUAACAACAUCCCAGAGACAAAGAAGGUGGCAUCAUUUCCAAGUUUUGUGGCUGUUCCAGGGCCCUGUGAGCCGGAAGACCUCAUUGAUGGUAUCAUCUUUGCUGCCAACUACCUGGGGUCCACCCAGCUGCUCUCGGAGCGGAACCCCUCCAAGAACAUCAGGAUGAUGCAAGCGCAGGAGGCCGUCAGCCGGGUCAAGAGGAUGCAGAAAGCUGCUAAGAUCAAGAAAAAAGCGAAUUCCGAAGGGGAUUCCCAGACACUGACAGAAGUGGACCUCUUCAUCUCCACCCAGAGGAUCAAGGUUUUAAAUGCAGACACACAGGAAACCAUGAUGGACCACGCCCUGCGCACCAUCUCCUACAUCGCUGACAUCGGGAACAUCGUGGUGCUGAUGGCCAGACGCCGCAUGCCCCGGUCAGCCUCUCAGGACUGCAUUGAGACCACGCCCGGGGCCCAGGAGGGGAAGAAACAGUACAAGAUGAUCUGCCACGUGUUCGAGUCGGAGGACGCGCAGCUCAUCGCCCAGUCCAUCGGGCAGGCCUUCAGCGUGGCCUACCAGGAGUUCCUGCGGGCCAACGGCAUCAACCCCGAGGACCUGAGCCAGAAGGAGUACAGCGACAUCAUCAACACCCAGGAGAUGUACAACGACGACCUUAUCCACUUCUCCAACUCGGAGAACUGCAAGGAGCUGCAGCUGGAGAAGCACAAGGGUGAGAUCCUGGGUGUGGUGGUCGUGGAGUCGGGCUGGGGCUCCAUCCUGCCCACGGUGAUCCUGGCGAACAUGAUGAAUGGGGGCCCAGCCGCCCGCUCGGGGAAGCUGAGCAUCGGGGACCAGAUAAUGUCCAUCAAUGGCACCAGCCUGGUGGGGCUGCCCCUCGCCACCUGUCAGGGCAUCAUCAAGGGCCUGAAGAACCAGACGCAAGUGAAGCUCAACAUUGUCAGCUGUCCCCCGGUCACCACUGUUCUUAUCAAGCGGCCAGACCUCAAGUACCAGCUGGGCUUCAGCGUGCAGAAUGGAAUCAUCUGCAGCCUCAUGAGAGGGGGCAUCGCAGAGCGAGGUGGCGUCCGCGUCGGCCACCGCAUCAUCGAGAUCAAUGGGCAGAGCGUGGUGGCCACGGCCCAUGAGAAGAUUGUUCAAGCUCUGUCCAACUCGGUCGGGGAGAUUCACAUGAAGACCAUGCCUGCUGCCAUGUUCAGGCUCCUCACAGGCCAGGAGACCCCCCUCUACAUCUAGGACCCCCAGCCCUGGCCACAGAGCCGGGAACACCAACAGGCCCACCUGGGCCCAGAAGAGCCGGAAGCUGGGACCUAGGACCUGACCCUUGAUCCCUGAUCCCCCAGCCCAGCCAAGGACACUGCUCCCCUGAAGGGCAUACUCUUGCCACCCACUUUUUUUUCUGGCCGAUAAGGGGUAUGUCUUUAUUCAAGGAGAGCCACAGGAACACAUCUUCGUAAAACAGUCGAGUAUUUUGCCCCAUUCUGAACUGUGUCCUCAUUGCGAGUAAGGGUACCUCUGUGUGGUGUAGAGUGUGUGUCCUUCCCCCUGAAGCUGUAGAAAGUGAAUGUGGGGGCCUGCCAGAGGCGGCACUGAAGGGAGGCCUCUGGGGACGCAGCUCCUGGCUGGGACGUCUGGGGGCCUACGGGGACUGCCACUGCUCCACAGGAACCUGGGCAGCCUGGCCCACAGGAUGACUGUAAUGAAAGCAUGGGGACAUGUGAUUGAUUGAAUUUACUGAGAAAGGGAUACUCCUGAGUUUAAUAAAUGACGAUGGCCAUGACAUCAAAACUCCAUAUUUAUUUAGGUGACAGUCCCAUUUGGACUUUUAUUUCGACAAGCUGUUCUUCAGACUAGGGUUUUCCGAUGACCCGUGACCACACCUGCAUCUCCAGUCUCACCUGUUCUUGCGUGUCUUUGGACUCACCUGGGCACCCCCCAACUCCUGGCUGCCUCUUCACAGCCAGGCUUCCCACCAGGGGGACCAGGCUGCUACCCUGCCAGGGACAAGGAGGGUAGCAUGGACGUCUGCCCCUAUUUAAAAUCUCUAUCUACACACACACAUCGCACUCCUGCUCCCCAGUGGACAAGCAAAACCCACAACAGAAAACGCGACCUCUGCCACUCCGGAGGCAACCAGCCACGAGCGCAGGCCCCGCGAGCAGCAUUGGGGCGUGGAGAUACAGUAAGGUAGAGUCUAGCUCAGCUCAUUCGAGAUCAGUGCUAACUGACGUCGUUUUGCCUGAAGUCUUUCUUUGGCCUCGAAGAAUACACUGUGACUUAAGAAGCCUUACCACGCAGUGACUAAAGCUUAGGACACUGCAUUCAAGGGGUAACCUGUGUGUUGCAUGCGCUGACCUUAGGAGGACUUCGCUCAUGUCACUAAUAAACCCGAAGUCAUGACGAAAA
Molecule: messenger RNA, 3478 nt
Organism: Galeopterus variegatus (Sunda flying lemur)
Lineage: Eukaryota; Metazoa; Chordata; Mammalia; Dermoptera; Cynocephalidae
Gene: APBA2
Product: amyloid beta (A4) precursor protein-binding, family A, member 2
Exons: 12
Coding region: 44-2308 (754 amino acids)
Biological process (GO): chemical synaptic transmission
Cellular component (GO): plasma membrane; dendritic spine; cytoplasm
Molecular function (GO): amyloid-beta binding; protein binding
Source: RefSeq, a predicted model, not a curated record